This is a messenger RNA of Actinia tenebrosa (Australian red waratah sea anemone), 959 nucleotides long. RefSeq lists its product as uncharacterized. NCBI's taxonomy places the organism in Eukaryota, Metazoa, Cnidaria, Anthozoa, Actiniaria, Actiniidae. The record is from RefSeq and is a predicted model, not a curated record.
AACGCAAAUUUAACGUUUUCUAAUCAAUUAAUCGAGAGAAAAAAAAAAUUCAACCACUUUAUAAUGGGUUCCCUGUGUCUGAACUUACUUAGAUUGGGCUACCUGUGUUAAAAUCCCUCUGGCUCAGAUUUAACAUGGAUUCUUCUUCUAAUAAGGGUUCUUCUGGUGCUGCAAGUUACUACAACAGGUGGUCAAGCUUUCAAAGAGACGUAGCCCACCAAGUCCUUGACAACCAAGAAUUACAGCUACAAGAUGCCAAACUAGUCCUUGAUCUUGGAUGUGGAACAGGCAACAUGACGGCAGCCCUACUCGAACACUUGUCACAGGACUGCAAAAUUAUAGCAGUUGACCCAGAUGUUGAAAGAAUUAAGGUGGCACAACAACUUCAUGGUUGCCAUAGUAACAUAACAUUCCAGACAGGUUCAAGUGAUAGCUUUCCACACAUGCUUAAAGAGUGUUAUGAUAUAGCUGUGAAUAACUUUGUUAUUCAACUGAUUAAGGAAAGACAAGUUGCAAUGGAUAAUAUAUCRAAAAGUCUGAAGCCAGGUGGGAGAUUACUCAUGACAUAUCCGUGCUUAGAGACAUAUCUAGCACCAAAUAACUCAUUCUACAAAUGGCUGUCAGAAGUAGCUCCACCUGAACAAUUAAAAACUUGGAACAAUAUGCUACAAAUCUCUAAACUCGUACCACAAUUAUUAGAAGACUUGUGUACAAAUGCAGGUUUAACAAUAUUGUCUAGCGUUAAGGGACAAAAAUGGACAACUUUUGAUAAUUUUGAGACACUCAGUGAAUAUCUGUACGGGGUAUCUCAUGGAGUGGURGAUAUCAGAGGAUCUGAAUUUGACCAAAUAAUAAAAAACACUACUCCACCACUAAAUUCUGAUGGGAAAAUAGAAAGAGAAAUGAUUUAUGGGAUCAUUGUUGCCAGAAAAUAAACCAAGAAACAAAGGYUGUCAAAG